GAGCGGGCCGCCGGGGAGCGGGUAGCUCCAAACUCGGCUGGCAGAGCACCUUUUCCGCGCGGCUACAAUCCUACCAGUGGGACACAGCAUGUCUGAGGACAGGUUUACAGCCGCGUCCAAAAGGAGCUCUGCAUGUUUCAGUUUGGAUCAAGUGAUUGCUUCAAAACCUGGGAAGACUCCUAUCAGCUUGUUACAGGAAUACUGCACGAAGAAUGGUAAAACUCCACAGUACGAGCUUGUAAAAUCUGAGGGUCAAGCCCACCUGCCCAGCUUCACCUUCAAAGCAUCAGUGGGAGAAGUGAGCUGCAAAGGCCAGGGUCAGAGCAAGAAGGCAGCAAAACACAAAGCAGCAGCAGCAGUUCUGGCUGUACUGAACGGAGAAAAUCCACAACAAUCGAUUUAUGAUGGUAUAAGCUAUACUUCACAAGAUCCAGAACCCACUACUCCCUUGAAGAAGACCCAAAAUCCUCCCAACCCUAUUGGUGCACUUCAGGAACUGGUGGUACAGAAAGGGUGGAGACUUCCAGAUUACAGCAUUGCUGAAGAAUUGGGACCUCCUCACAAGAGAGAAUUUGCGAUCAUUUGCAAGGUAGAACCAUUUGCUGAAACAGGUUGUGGAACUUCAAAGAAAUCAGCAAAGCGGGCUGCUGCAACAAAGAUGAUUGCCAAGCUACAGAAUAUUCCAGAAGGUUGGAAUGGGGAAGAAGACUUAAAAGCUGAAAACAUUUCUUUGUCAAACCUCAAGGUUGAUUGUGCUCAGAACUCUGGAAAUGAAUGGAAUGGUUCAAGGGGAAAUGUGAGGGUGACCACCUGGGACCUUAUUAAAAUGUCACCUGGAGAAAAAAUAAAUCAGUUGAAGAGAAAUCCACUCAGCAUUCCCAACACUGAUUAUACCCAGAUGUUAGGAGAAUUGGUUGAAGAACAAGGGUUUGGUGUCACCUACCUGGAUAUAGAUGAACUAACUGUGAAUGGUCAGUAUCAGUGUUUGGCUGAACUUUCAACUCUCCCAGUGACAGUGUGCCAUGGUACUGGAAUCUCCCGUGGUAAUGCUCACAAUGAGGCUGCCCACAAUGCACUACAGUACAUGAAGAUAUUGGCUGGAAGAAAUUAGAGAAACCAAUCUUUUGUCCAUAGAGCAGUAUAAGAUAAGUAAUUCCGAAGGGAAGUAUUUUUCUAAAUUACAAGAAGGAACUGCAGCUAUGGUCAAAUUAGUUUUUGUGUACACACACGUUUUCAUGGUAUUAAUUAACUGAAAUGUUUAUGGAGUUUCAAAAGUACUUCAUAAUAAUAGAAAUAAUGUACAGAGCAGCUGCUUAAAAUUCUACCCCACUCUACCGCACAGAUGAAGCAAAUGGAGGUCUGAUUAUUCUUAAAAUAAAAUAAUCAGAUGCACAAGUACUCCUUUGUGUAUUAGUUUAAUUUGUUAACAUGGCAAUUUAGUAAACACAUUGGAAUUUUCAAAGUUAUAAGACAGACAUUAAUAGUCUGUUUUUAUUCUAGUUAAUGUGCAGUCAUUAGCUCUGCACCCUAUGUAUUGUGAAAUGUUGUUCAGAUUGGGGACUGAAGGAAUUUGACAAGGAAAAUUAAGUUAUUUCAAAAUAUUUGCAUUGUAAUCAGUUCAAUAUCAUAUCAGAAUAUUACAAUAAAUGGUGUUUGGCUGAAAAACUGACUAUUAGAACUAGAUAUUGGUUAAAAAGAUUGUUUUCUACAAUUUCAGAGUAUAUUUUUGUACAUAGAAUCAUUAAUUUAUACUUAGAAAUAAGUAGAACAAUUUUUCCAUUGUUUUGUGCUGAUUCAUUUAUGCUUUUGUUCAAAAUGGAGAAUACAUCAGUAUUUAUCUGUUUGCUUUAAGAACAGUUGUAACUUCUCAAUUACAUUUAGAAUGUCCUUUAGCAAAAUAUUCCUGACAGUUUCUCACUUUGCUGAGUGAACAAUUUAAGUUUAAGAACCACUGCACAUUCAGUGGUUCUUUCUCAAGUGACUGCUGGUGAUCCCGUACCUUUCUCUUUUUUCAUGAUACCAAGAUGGUGAAAAAGGGGAUGUUUUCCCACGUGAAGUAGUAAUUUUCUUGCAGUUGAGGAGAUGCAUAUUUUAGUCAUUUGCUUACAAUGGGGAUUUCCUCAACAUCAGAGAAACACAAUGCUGUCCAUGUGGCCUCCUAUUCCUAGCAAUUUCUGCAUUCUCUGUAUUAAAUUUGCAAAUAUGGACAACUCACUUUUUGUUUUUUGCCAACUGUAAGCGCUAUAACUCACCCAUAAAUAUUGUAUCUUUUUCUCUCCAUCAAUAUGACCUGCUGGACAUGUCUUGCAGCCCUAUGUAACACACCUUUUCACAUCUUUUGGAAUCUCAUUCUCCAUUUCCCAUUAACCAGAUGAUCUCUACCAAUUUAUGCCCACAGUGAAGUUUCCCUCACCAGAUGUAAAUUUAGUUCAUACAAGAAUUGUUAUUCUGACAGCUCUAGAUAGCUUUUUAAUAGAACAGUAUGUAUGUGUUUCCAACUUUUUAUAUUAAACAGUUGCUGUAAUAAAAUGUAUUGUUGAUAAUUACAAAUUGUUCUGUAGAUUUAAUUGUGGAAAAUGAUUAAAUCUUUUCAGUAAUGACUGAAA
Hypanus sabinus (Atlantic stingray) is the source of this 2606-nucleotide messenger RNA. RefSeq names its product protein kinase, interferon-inducible double stranded RNA dependent activator (gene prkra). Bases 89 to 1111 code for a protein of 340 amino acids. NCBI's taxonomy places the organism in Eukaryota, Metazoa, Chordata, Chondrichthyes, Myliobatiformes, Dasyatidae. The transcript is spliced from 8 exons. The record is from RefSeq and is a predicted model, not a curated record.